GUCUGCAUUGAACUAGGCCUAAAAUUCCUGCACAGCAGUACGCAAGGCUCAUGAUAACAGUGUGUCACCCGCGAUAUUCUUCAUGUAAUUCCGACCGGAAACAUUGGCCUGAUACAGUAUGGCUGCUGAGUCUGGAGGCAGCAUCUCCUUUCAGGAUCCCAGCGACAUCCAGGAAUGCUCUAGCAGAGUGGAUCAGCUGACCGACUCCACUAAGGUCGAAUCGUCAACAAACCUGGUCACACUGGCACCCUCGCAGGCCGAGAGUAGCAGCUUCGACUUGUCUACAAACCAGCAGACGUUGCCAACGAGCGAGGAGUUUGCCGAAGACGAGCGCUCGAACAAUGACAGUGCGUCGUGGCGGGACGGUGACACUGAUCUAACGACGGAGUGUGCUGGCUCCGAGUUCUCGUGUCCUCCAUUCUUGGAAGUGGACUUCUCGGACCUACAGUUUUAUGAACGAUGUGGAGGUGGUGCUUUCGGGAGUGUUUACCGUGCUAAGUGGAAGUCUCAAAACCUCCAAGUAGCAGUGAAGAAGCUUUUAGUCCUGGAAAAAGAGGCGCAAGUUCUAAGUGUGCUGAGCCACAAGAACAUCAUCACGUUUUAUGGGGCAGCCACUAAGGCACCAAAUUUCUGUAUUAUCACAGAGUAUGCUGAACACGGCUCCCUGUAUGCUUUUCUGGCCAUGCAAGAAAACGACUCCAUGCUGAGCUUUGGUCAGAUUCUCCUCUGGGGCAUUCAGAUUGCCGCUGGCAUGCACUACCUGCACGAAGAAGCACCCAUUAAAGUCAUUCAUAGAGACCUGAAAUCUAAGAAUGUCGUUAUAUGCUCAGACUACACAUGCAAGAUAUGUGAUUUCGGUGCUUCUCGUUUCCUGGGUGCUACGACGAGAAUGUCACUGGCAGGCACGCUACCCUGGAUGGCACCUGAGGUGAUUCAGUGUUUGCCAUCUUCAGAGACGUGCGAUGUCUGGUCUUUUGGUGUGGUUCUUUGGGAGCUGCUAACCCACGAGGUUCCCUUCAAGGGCAUAGAAGGAUUUCAGGUGGCUUGGGCUGUUGUCGAGAAGGAAGAGAGACUCACCAUUCCAAGCACCUGCCCCGCUGCAUUUGCAAACUUAAUGACUGCUUGUUGGAAAACGGAUCCUAAGGAACGGCCCCCCUUUUCUACCAUACUGCAACAUUUAAAUGCUAUGAGUGAAGAUGACUCUUUGUGUAACCUUGCAUCUGCAUAUUUGAGUCAGCGGAGUGUUUGGAAGCAGGAAAUCGAAUCCACUUUGGAGUUGAUGAAGCGAGCUGAGCGCGACCUCAGUCAAAAGCAAAAGCAGCUAGAAGAAUGGGAAAGCCGUUUGCAGCAGAAGGAGCAACUUCUUGAACGACGCAGGGGUUGCAUGGAGCUUUAUGUCCACGAUGUGAAUACUUGGACUGUGGACCACGUGUUUCUCUGGGUUCAACAGUUGGGAUGUGAUGACGCCACCAAGGACUUGGAGCAGUAUGCAGAGAUGUUCCGCUUUCAGCAGAUUUCAGGCAAACGACUGCUCCUUCUCACAGUGGAACACUUGAAGGACAUGGGCAUUGCACCUUUGGGACACAGACUGGCACUGAUGGACGAGAUUGAGAAGCUGGCCAUGGAAAACAGGCGCAAGUUUGAGAUGUCGCAGCGGGAGUCUCUGAGCCAUGGUCAUACCUCCUCCACCUUCGGUUCCUCCGCACUGGGAACGGCGAGCUUUGCGUCGAUGACGACGUCCUUCGGUUCCCUGGGCUCCAGAGUGCCAUCGGGACCGACGUCGGUCUCGGAGCCCAUGCUUCUGCGACUCACGCUUCUGUUUGGCAGCCACGUUCGGCUGGGCGCAAGUCCGCGCGAGCACAAGUGGAAGGCCUUCGUGGAGUUGGACACGGGCGAGACACACUUGGCCGGUGACGUGGCCGCCCGCUGCAUCAGCAACGUCACCUUCGAGUGUGCCCAGUCGGGCCUCUUCCUCACGCGCAUAGCCCAGCCGCCAUUUGUGAUGGACCGAUGGUGCAUUGGGAUUACUCCGGAAACAGUUGUGACGUGCGUCGUAAAUUACGAGCUCUGUGUUCUUGAGCCCCGGUCAACUGUGCUCACCCAUCGGGUGCGCCCAGAAGGGGGUGCGCCCGAGCAGAUCGAGGUGGUCCUGAGGCUGACUGCACUGUGCCCCCGUCGUGAGGACAGCUCACGGUCUUCCUCCAGGCGAGAGGCCCACUCAGCUCCGUCAAGAGCUCGGCGCCUCUCGGAGGACCUGCUGCCUGAGGCUUGGCGGCAGCGCGGCAGCCUCUUUGGCAGUUUUUCACCGACCCGGCGGCCCACACAUCGGCGAUCACGCUCUGGAGGUGACAGUUGCUGGGGUGCAUCCUUGCUGUCGGCGGCUGCACGCAGUGGCUCUCCUCUGUCGUCGUUUGCACCUCGGCGGCUGCUAUCGUCACCUGCCGGCGGAGACCUGUCGAGUGAAGAGGAGGAGGAAUGCCUGGCCCACCUUGCCUCGGAGCUCGGAGGCAGCGGCACCGCUUCUACUGGGAGGAGCCGCCUCAAGGAGCACCGGCGCCACCGGCUGGCAUUCUCUCUCCACUCCAGCUCGGAGGACUCCCUCAGCGAUCAGGGUGUCGCCAGUCUCCGGUCGCACUCUCUCGCAGGAAAUGCCACUGCUGGACUUGCAGAGAGCGGUUCACGACACGACGACGAGCGGCACCGGCGAAACAGCACGCCAACUCGCCGCCGGGACCCAAAGAAGUACCGGCACUCGAUGAGUGACAGCGGCUUCGCAUCUUCUGACGCGUCCAGGCAAGUGCUGCGCGUCGAAAAGUGUCAUGUCAAGCUCAAGAGUGGUGGUGACCUGCCAGCCGACCGCACCGAACUCGACAUUGGCUUGGGCCCCAGCUUGAGCUCUGGCUUGAGCUCAGGCUUGAACAGACUCAGUUUCAGCCUGGAGACCGACGGCUUCCGGCUUGGAGGCCGAGAGCGGAGGCUUGGCGGACUGCUUGACCGUGUGGCCGGCAACAUUGGCUGGCGUCGCAUGGGCUACGAUGGUUCUAUGUGAACUAUAGUUUGUUGUAGUGUUUCAGAUUUUGCCUUGUCUUUUGGCAGGUGGAAAAGGGGGGAAAAAAGAAACAAAAAAAGUACCUCUGCUAAGUAUUUUCGCCGAUGAACGCUAGUCUUUCACUUGCUGAGCUAUAUUUGUAAUGUUGUUAGUGUCUUGUAAUGCGGCACUCAACUUUGCAAUAUUUUUUUUUCGGCCUUUUGCCAGCAAUAGGGCACCCAUUGUUUGGGAAUGCAUUGCAGCUUGCUAUUGCAACUGUGCUAUUGUUGUCGCUAAGCUUCAAACCCUGGUUCGUUAUGUACAAACGUUUCUUUGCUUCCUAGCACUGACUUCAGACCUCAGGUUCUUAUCUUCAUGUCACGUGGGCAACAUCAGUGGCCAUUGAAUGUAGAGCUUAGCAAAGUCCGCGUGUACAUUUAAUGUUACGUGGUCUUGGUGACAUUACUUAACUGCUUUUGCGGUGUUACUAUGCCAGAGAAUUGGUGCUUAACUAGUGAAGUGCUUUAAAUAAUGAAAGUUAGCUUCAGCUUUUCGCUUGUGACCACCCCCGAAAACCGCUGUGCCCUUAAAUAGUAGAUACGAGAUACUGCCUGUCCUUUGCAGGCAUGACCGUGCCUUCUAAUUGAAGUGUGCAGGUGAAUUUACUUUACAGAGAAAGGAAAAGGAUAGCAUUGUUAAUUUUUAUUUCAACUAUCGAUGCCCUAUGUAUAUGCGUGUAUGCUUGGCACUUACCUUGGCUCUCAGUUGCUUUUUUAAUUCAGGCCAUUUCCUACAAGGUACUAUAUGUAGUAAAAAACUGAACAAAACUGGCAUCAAAAUGUAUCAAAAAAACACUCGGCAUGACAUAAGCAAGCUGUUGAAGAGCUACUAAUGGCAAUGGAGAAGCCUGCUGUUCAGAGUUUCUUCUAGAGGGGUAACUGAUGCAUUAUAUUCAUUACAGUGCUGUGUUUGUAACUACAAUGCACAAAUAGAGCAAUUUUAACCUAACGUGAAGAAUAAGCUGUGAUUGAACUCUUGUCAUAUGUUGCAGAAACAUAAAGUUGCAGUCAUGUAGCAGUUUUUGUUUCUCAAAUGUUAUAUAGUUUUGAUAAGUAUUUUAGUUUAUAGUUGUUAUUUCCUGAAGUGUCUCAGAAAACUGAAGAAGAAAAGGGAAGUGCAAAUCCUGUGAACGUACACAGUCAUGGUAUUAUUUUUAAUUGCAAGAAAACCUGUUCAAGGUAAUUAGCAUAGAUGUUACACUAAUUCCUAGUCAAGGUGGUAGAUUGACUUCAUCCGGGGGAACACAUUUUGCAUCACUGUUCUCCUAAUGCCUAAUAAUGAACAUGUUAUGGAGUGUCAUUUCUAGUGUUCAGCAUGGACAGAGAAGUACCUGUGAUCACUGCAGAUUUUUACAGUGGUCCUUAGUAUGGUAAAGAGAAAAAAGAAAAAUGGGUUGUGAAAUGCAAACCACUUGCAAUAUUUUGAGAUCCCAAUAUUUUGAGAUUUUGAGAUCAGUGUUUAUGCUUUACAGAGGAGCCAUCUGCGCAGUAGGACUUCCUUUAAAACAUGCUCUGUUCUCUGAUAAGCUAAACAGCUCUUGCAACAGUUGAACAGUUCACGCACCUUUAUUUAGUUCUCUGACAUGAUACUAAGGAGUAGGAAGGUGGCAGUAUAAACUAGAGAACAGCCAAGUGUAGGUGAUAAUAUAGAUAAGAUAAAGAUAAAGAAAUAGAAUUGGAGGAAGUCGUGUAGUGCAAUAACUGGUGUUUUAUAGAGUAAUGGAAUGGCGUGCCAUGGGGAGGGAGAUACAGUCAGGCACAGCAGAAGAUUAGGUGGAGUGAGUUGCAAUGUUAAGAAAGUUGCAGUAUAUCAUGGAUACAGUUGACGCAGUACAGUCAAACCUGGACAUAUGGAAUUAUUAGCUAUAUCAAACACCUGUUCACAUCCGCAUUCAGUACAACAAGCACUGCACUCAUGCAAGUGUGAAUGCAAGGGAAUGUGAUCACCUGCGUCAUAGGAAAUCUUCAUAGCGACAAAAUGGCGCUGCUUUGGCGGAUGCAUUGAAUAUGAAGGGCAGUGCGAGCCGCGGAGGAAAAUGAGCGAGGUGCUUGUCUAAAAAUAUAUCAGUAGCUCCCGCAGUGGGGUUUCUAUUUACGCUCCAUAAUGACAAAUUUGCUCGUGUAAGCUUCACCACAGCGUAGCAGUGUAAUGCAGUGAAGGGUACUAAUGGUGCAGAGAACUUCUGUGCUGUGAAACACACUACCUGUGGCCGUUCAUUAUCGGAAAAAGAACUGCCACACUUCUUCAAGAACACAUAGAACCUCCCGGUCAUGUGUAUGCAUUCUAGAGGAAGGUGUGGCUGAAGAACGAAUAAUAAGUAAAUUUUUCCAACUUUGACAUGGCCUUCGGGGAAAAAAUCAGCAAUUUUUGCACAUUUCACACUGUAAAAACUGACCAAAAUGUGCACAGUUUUUAGAUCAGCUUCAGAUAGGCAUAUUUUGCAUUUCUGUUUAUCGAUACAUUGAACUCUUUCACGAUCCCCUUCGAGUUCAAUAUGUCCGGGUUCGGCUGUAUACAAUGAACUAGAACAUCGACGUAAGCUGGCUGGUACAUAUUGGCAUUGAAACAGCAAGAAAGUCCGGGACAUGCAAGCACACAAAUGACAGAAACCCUGUCUUGUCUUGUUUUGUCUUUUUGCAAGUGUUUUGUAUGGGACUUAAAUCCAAGAAAAGGAGGAUCACACUGACAGUGAUUUAGUUCUUGCUGACUCACUGCAGUUAUGUGAAGUUCAACUCCCAAUAGUGUGGACAAAAUUCUCAUCUUUUCGUUGAAGGAAGCCUACCCAGUUAUCCUCGUGUUGUUCUGUGUGUGCCCUUUUUGCUCCAAAUACGCCUUCAAACGCACACAAUCUAGGCCAAGAACAAGUUCUCAAGUACCGCUAUGGUAGUUGAGAAGUUUUAACUAAUGAAUUGUUUUUGUUGAAUACCACUAUGUACUAUGUGAGUGAGGCAUUAUAUAUAGCACAUUAUGUCUUGUUUCACUGUGCCAUCAAGAAAGGUUGGCACUUUUUUUUAUGCCAGUGAUUUUUCCUGUUGGGUUCCAAUCAAAAACUUGCUUGCAACAAGAGGCAGCCCAAGUUUUGGAAUGAAGUCGCAAUAGUAUCAUGGAUGUGCACUUUGCAUGGAGAUCCGUGAAAGAACAACUUUUUUGUUUAGUUCAUCUGAACAGUUUAUUACUGCCACAAAAAGAAGGGGGUUAAAAAGAGGUGCAGUAUCCAUUUGAUUCUCAGUCACAUUUAGGAAAGUGUAAAAGCUGAGCACUCUUUUUUUUUUUAACAGUGACCUUCAGAACUGGCCACCUCUAACAGGUUUUCGCCCAAAACGUUGUUUUGUUGUUAUGCUAACGCACUGACCUUGUUACAGGAGCUCAUCAGUGGUAGUGUCGCAUGAGGCCUUGUCAAGUAUACAUACUCGGUGUUCAGAAGCAUAUUAUUUUUGCGGCAUGAAGUGUCAGUUCCUGUGAAAAUAACUUCAAUAAGAAUUGCUCAACUAGUUGAACAAGUGCUGGCUUUGUUACUCUCUCGGCCACAACUAAAAACUCUAAAGCAGGGGCCUCAUGCAUGUAGCCUAGCAUCUUCUCAUGAGCAGUCAGCUGAGCCUUCCAAACUUUGCCAACCUUCUCGCCUCCCUUUCUGUACAAUCCUCAGGCAGCUCUCUUUCCUGCCUUCUCACAUACCCCCUAUGUGACAGUGCACUUUCUAAGGAUUUGGGCACUGUUCAUACAGCCCUGAAACCCAACUCGACUUUAAAACCCUUGCCGUAAUAGCAAACUGGUGUUUUCCGAACGCGAUAUAUUAUCCAUGCAAUUUAUGUCCACUCAUAGGCAUGAUCCGCAUAGUUAAAAAAAAUAUUUAACUCCUUAAAAGAUUUAACUUUGCAAUUUGUCUGUUUGUCAAAGAUAAACAGGCGAGGAACUCAAUGUAUAUUGAACUUAGGUCUAGCAAAACACUUUGAGACAUAACCCUUACCACUUAAUUUGUUUCUCUCGUUUAAUCAGCAAACUUGUACAGCACUUCCUUUAAAAUGAAGCUUCUCGUUUCGGAUACUACUAUUCUCGUGGUAUUAGAUGUCACCCGCUGGGGUGGAUUAGCAGUUGUUGUAUUGCACUGCUAAACUCAAGGACGCAAGUUUAUACCUGACCAUGGUGGCUGCAUUUCAACGCGGUGGCGUUAAAGAGCUCGUUUCGCAGAAAUUCUGGCGUUGGUCUCGGCGGCGGCGUCUGUGGUUGUGAGCAAAAAAUAAGCAUUGUCGAGAAUUUGAGGUAGAUGCAAAUGAAGAAAUAAUAAAAAAUCUUUGGUUCGAAUGGGACUGGGGAUUCAAACCUAUGAGCCCUCGCUCCGUGGCACGAUGAGUUUAGCCGCUUGGCCACCACGCAUACAUCCUCUUGCUUAUUUACUAGUGGCGAGCUAUUUAUAUACACCAUUCAGCAUUGGUGGUACGCACUUCUCGGAGGUUCUACUGUGGCUUGACAGAAAUUCCGCGAGAUGGCGCAAAGAGCCCAAGGACGCGCUUUCCGUGUUCCGUCGCACCGCAUGCAUGGAUAUAGGAGCCGGUGCACGUCCGCACUUUGGCUUUCCUUGUGGUUUGGUUUAGGUGUCGACCAAGAAACGAAGCCAGGCUAACAAAUGGGAAGGUGAUAUGAACGCAGUCUGAUUACGCUGUCGCUUUCUACUAUUGAAAGCAAAGCGCAAGCGUCCUCCAAGUUUUUUUUUUUGAUGGUAGUGAAAUGCGAAAAUUCCCAUGUAUUUAGACUAUGUGCAUGUUGAAGGACACCAGGUUGUCCAAAAUAUUUCCCCACUAUGGCAUGCCUCAUAAUCAUAUCAUCCCGUUGGCAUGCAAUACCUAAGAAUUAAUUUUUUUAAAUUUAGACACAUUGUCCGGGCCUAACUGAUAUGCAUACAUUCGUAUCAACCAUCUUCAGUUCAUGUUGCAUUGUGUAGUUUGGCUGUUACACUUCGAUCUGAAUUGGUGCCACCUUUAGUGACGAGACCCAUAGCGGCAUCGCUGCACACUUCAGUAAAUGGGCUUAACGGUGGUCCUAUUUUAACGUGAUAGCAUUAAGGAGCCUGUGUCGCAAACAGCGACGUCGGUGGUCUUGGCCAUGAGUGAAAAAUGCUUAUGAAUGCAAAGAAUGAAAAUGGGUUAAAGAGUGCUCAGAUUGACACCAGAUUUCACAGCGCAGCAGAUGCAAACAAAGUAAAGUAGUUUAAAAGAAAAUUAGGCAAAUUUUGUUCGGGAUGGGAAUUAAGCACGCUUCCCAAAUGCCACUAUAGCUCGGUGGUUUAAGCUGAAUAAAGGAGUAUCUGGUGGGUGAGCGUGUGCUCCAGUGCCUUCUGCCCCAGCGCUGCUGUCAUUGCUACUCCUAGCGGCCUCCCCGAGCAGUGGAAACUUUGCGCUCUUAUGCAUAACAGCGAUACGGGGCCCAAUAACGCUAUCGUAUUCCACUCUCGGGCGUCCACCAAUUUUUCAAAUCAUUCUGUCCUCUUUUGGUCUUUGAGUAGAGUAGAUGCACUUGCAGUAAGAAGAAAUGAAAAAAAAGGGGGUACAGCUAAUAGUAAUUUCGAAAGAAGUCCCGUAAAAGGCUUUAAAUAACUUGUUCGCCUAUGAGACUGAGGUGUACAAGAGGUUGGGGACUUCAUUUGUACUAUCAGGAAUGGUUGAACAAGGAACGGCGCAUGAGGCAACGGUUUAGCAAGGGGAUUUCGGUAGUAUGCUAUUUACUGGAGUGAUGAAUUCGUUCAGACAAGUGUAAGAGAUUUCUAUUCAUGCUGUUCAAUCUUAGCUGCAAACUUUAGCUGUGAAAUAGUGGAACAUUCACUUUGGUAUUUUAAUCAUGGUGAUGCUGUAUUUUCACAAAUAUAGUACAGGGAAUUACUUUCAAUGACCAAAAAGAUGAGAAAAUAGUAAUAGUAUCAUCGCAAUGCAAAGCAUAGCCAUGGGCUUACAGUAGAACAUUUCGGUGCACUGUAACGUGUGUCUGGCUGUGGCACUGCAUGCUGGCAUGUCUCAGCAUUCGCAGAUACCAAGGCCAUGCAGGAAUGUUUUCAAACGGUGUGUCCUGGCCUCUUGACCGCUAUGCGCGGUCACCCUUCUGUGCUUUUUGCUCUUCUAUGAAAUUGCUGUCCUUUCAACUUAUCAGCAUAUCUACUUUGCCCACAAUAUUGAGAGGUUGGCUUUUCCAAAAAAGUGUCAGUAGGUGGUACAGCUUGCCGCAUUUCAAGUGCAAAGCAUUCUGGGUUUCUAUUUUGGCGAGAGGUGUGUUACAUUAGAGUAUUGCUUCCGUAUAUACUAAGCAUGGUGCUGCCUCAAAUCGGUAAUCUUAUGGACUUCAAUAUUAUAGCUUCAUUCGUGCGAAUAAUCUAAUCCACUUCUCUCUUCUUGUCACAGUGCAUAAUAGUACUAAGUGCGCUUACUUUGUAAAUCAAGUCGUGCUGCUAGCCUAUGGGACAGCUUAUGUCCAAGGAACGACUCUUUCAACACAAUGCCUUUAAGAUUUGUGAAGUGUUGUCAGAAAAAAAAUAGUGGUCGACCAUUAACGAUAUACCGCAAAGCAAGACUUGUGUUAUGCCCGAUAACAUGCAGUUUCACAUCCUCGCUGAUUGUGGCAUUUCUGUUGAUGUGAACAUACUGGUUUUGCAUUGAGCACUAAUUAAUGCCUUUGCUGCUGAAAGCUAUGCUUUACGUGUAUGCCUUUCAAGUUGUUUUGUGCUUAUCACAGGGGAAAAUUUGGGAAAGCUACAUGGUUAGUCGUGCUGUAAAUAUUUCCAGCACUAACAGGUAGGGAUUCAGAAAGAAAAUUCAGGACUAUACACGAUGCACGUUUUGCGUGGUCUGCUCCUUUUCUCAUGUUCUUGUCCAUUAGUGCUGGAAACUAUUUCAAUUGUGGCCACUGAUGGUUUGUACUUUUUGCUGUUUCAGGGGCCCUGAAAUGCCUCCUUUUGUUUCUUUGUUUCAUUUGUUACUAACGCCGCACAUUCACACAUGUAACCUACUUUUUUUAAUAUGCUGCAUCAGCAUGUGGAAGCACACAAAGCGGAAGAAAAAAACCUGUUUGUGCAUUAGAACCCACGAAAAUAUUCUUUGCUCACUGGUUUUAAUAGUUGCAAAGCUUGGUCUCUGGGAUACUGAAAAUGCAUUUGUGUGAAAAAAAUUGCAGAUUUAGUUGUAGGCAUUUCAGGGCUCCUUUAAAAUUCACCGCUUGCCUUCUCUUUGCUGCGUGGUGAUGCUACCCGUCCAAAUUGUCAUGGAAACCAUGUUGAAAACUGCAGCUCUUUUUGUGAAUGCAGCAUGUUUUUUACUUGGUCUGCACAGGAAUGGGAUGCCACUUUUUCUUGGUUAGUGAUCAUGGGGCGUAACGUUCAUCAAGUUUGCUACUUUUUUUAAAAGUAUAUAUGUACCAUAUUUGCCUCCUUCCCUUAAAGUACAUCUCUUCUCAAUGAACUUGAGAACAUUUGCUUUUUUUUUUAAAUACCAGUUCUGCAGAGAGCUUGUUGGUGGUCGGCAACAAUUUACAGGUCCUUACUAGUGGGACCGUCUUAUGAAGAGAAUCUUUCAAUAAAAUGCGAGACGGUGUAACUGAACCACAGUUAUGAUAACAUUACAAGCAGUGGCAUUAGAUCAGUACCAAUGUGAUCAUGUGAUACGAGGUGAAAUUAUAAGUCAUGCAUUUUUGACGUCGUAAACAUUGACAGAGUGUUCUCAUUGCAUGAAAUCAAGCCUACUUGAACAGUUCCAACAUGUUUAAUAAAUGCUUUUUUAAAAAUAUUUUCACAACAAACAUGUUUUGGAAUGUCAGUGCAUGUCUAGAGGUCAAUUCCGAGAGUAGCGGCCAACUAAGCAAUGAAAAAUGUGUCUCUGCAUGAAGGGUGUAUGGAGACGCUUAGCAAACAGACAAGACAACAAAUGCUUCAUGUUGUGCUAUUUCCAGUACAAGAUAAAAGUUCAGCAGCAAUCUGCAAAACUUAUUAAGUAGCACAAUACAUAUACAUGUUUGUGCACAUAUAUUUUGUCUUCUUUUCCUUUAUCAUUGUGAGUUACGCAUCUGAAUUAAAAAUAAUGUUUAACUUAUUGUGUGCAUUUUUUAGCUUUGCAAGCUAAGCUAGAAUUGGCACUCAUGCUGUUGUUAUUGCUUACGAACCUAGGUUUGCUAAUAAGUUACACAGGAAAUGCAAAAAUCACUGCUCAUUACCCUUGCAGCAAA
This is a messenger RNA of Rhipicephalus sanguineus (brown dog tick), 11287 nucleotides long. Its product is annotated as mitogen-activated protein kinase kinase kinase 20-like. The record is from RefSeq and is a predicted model, not a curated record. Gene Ontology annotation, cellular component: cytoplasm. Lineage: Eukaryota; Metazoa; Arthropoda; Arachnida; Ixodida; Ixodidae. Gene Ontology annotation, molecular function: protein binding; ATP binding; protein kinase activity. Gene Ontology annotation, biological process: protein phosphorylation.